AUGAAUUUCUACUUCGAGGCUGCCAAAGUACUUGACAAACUUGACUCCAAGAAGGGCUCGAUCAAGGGCAUCAUCGCCACGGUAGCUGAGAAAGACAGAAAGAGGACAGCCGCGUUGGUCAUCGAGACUCUGAAAUACAAGCCUGUCCUGAAUGAAGUACUCGAUGCUACGAAGCUUCUGAAAGAAGAGCGCAAGAUCACUUCGAGGAAUCUCGCGCUGCUGCUUAUACACGACCUCCUGCUCGCGAAUGGCAUACAGGCAGGGGAUGGGCCUAUCAAACAAGGUGUACUGCGACAUAAGACGAGACUACAUGGCGAGUUCACCAGAAUCAAGAUCAAGCGGGGCGCGAAGACGAACGCCGAGCUCGCGCAAACUGACGAUUCCAGAGCUGCACACAUACCACGCUACGUGCGUGUCAACCGGAAUUGCUGGACAGUAGAAGAUGCGAUUGAGACGUUCGGCUCCCGUGGGUACGAGCUGGCUGACCCGCUUACUUCGAUCAAGGCGUUCGCCAAGGAUAAACAUAUCCCGGACCUCCUCGCCUUCCACCCACAAGUGCAAUUCGUCGAAGACGCGUUGUACAAGGAAGGCAAGAUUAUACUGCAGGACAAGGCUUCGUGCUUUCCGGCACACGUCCUCGCUCCGCCGGCUGACGAAGGCAGCGUCGUCAUCGACGCUACCGCUGCGCCGGGAAACAAAACCUCGCACUUGAGCGCAUUGAUGGGCAACAAAGGCAAGCUCUUUGCCUUCGAACGCGACCGCAAGCGCUUUUCCACGUUGAAGAUGAUGCUGUCCAAAGCUCGAUGUAGGAACGUCGAGGCCGUCAAUGCUGACUUCCUUAUGACGAGCCCGACGGACGAGAAGUUCAGCAAAGUGACCCACAUCCUACUUGAUCCCUCGUGCAGUGGGUCCGGUAUUGUCAACCGAAUGGACCAUUUACUGGAAUCAGAACCGCAGAACGACGAAGGGCAGAAGCGACUGGCCAAGCUUGCUUCGUUCCAGCUCAUGAUGAUCAGACACGCAAUGAAAUUUCCGUCAGUCAAGCGGAUCGCCUACUCAACAUGCAGCAUCCAUGCCAUCGAGAACGAGCGGGUCGUCCGGCAGUCGCUCGAGACACCUGAAGCGCUUGAUGGCCACUUCGUCCUCGCUCCGCAGGCGGACGUCCUACCAACAUGGCAUCGGCGAGGCCUGACCGAGGAGAUGAGCAGUCCGGAUGAUGCACAGUCACUCGUGCGGUGUUCUCCCGAUGGGGAUGCGACGAACGGGUUCUUUGUAUGCUUGUUCGUAAAGAGGGCCGCCGGCGGCGACGCACCUGCCGUCACCAGCAAACGGCGGAUCGAGGAUGAAACCACCGAUACGACACACAAAAAGCGUCACAAACGCCGGAAAAAAGCCGUCUCUGAUGCACAAAGAGCGUCAUGA
Molecule: messenger RNA, 1422 nt
Organism: Fomitopsis serialis
Lineage: Eukaryota; Fungi; Basidiomycota; Agaricomycetes; Polyporales; Fomitopsidaceae
Product: S-adenosyl-L-methionine-dependent methyltransferase
Exons: 9
Coding region: 1-1422 (473 amino acids)
Biological process (GO): rRNA base methylation
Cellular component (GO): nucleolus
Molecular function (GO): methyltransferase activity
Source: RefSeq, a predicted model, not a curated record